Molecule: messenger RNA, 984 nt
Organism: Macaca mulatta (Rhesus monkey)
Lineage: Eukaryota; Metazoa; Chordata; Mammalia; Primates; Cercopithecidae
Gene: BEX3
Product: brain expressed X-linked 3
Biological process (GO): signal transduction
Cellular component (GO): cytosol; cytoplasm
Molecular function (GO): signaling receptor binding
Source: RefSeq, a predicted model, not a curated record
GGAUGAUGCAGACCCUCCCUGGUAACCAGAGGAGGGCAAACUCCAACCGCAGAGCAGUGAUGCCACUUGUGGGCCCUCAGAUUGGAGAGGACCGAGAAGAGUGACAGGGCUGUGCGCUCUGGGGCACUUCACGCAGACGGGAGUAGGGAGGCUGUUUUUUGCGCGUGCAUAUGGCGGUGGGGGGGAAGGGGGAUCCUGCUGCACUGGCCGCCCAAGUUGGGGGGCGAGCUCGGUGGUGACGCGCGGCCCUCACGUGACCCAGAGCUGCAGAGCGACGCAGCCUUCGGUGCAGUCGUCACUCGCGUCUGUCUACCAGCUCCCCGCUGCCCUGAGCUCGGCGGGCUGGCAUCCGGCCCGGGAAAAAGCGGAGCAGAAAAACAACCAGAAAAAAAAUCUCAUCAUGGCAAAUAUUCACCAGGAAAACGAAGAGAUGGAGCAGCCUAUGCAGAAUGGAGAGGAAGACCGCCCUUUGGGAGGAGGUGAAGGCCACCAGCCUGCAGGAAAUCGACGGGGACAGGCGCGCCGACUUGCCCCUAAUUUUCGAUGGGCCAUACCCAAUAGGCAGAUCAAUGAUGGGAUGGGUGGAGAUGGAGAUGAUAUGGAAAUAUUCAUGGAGGAGAUGAGAGAAAUCAGGAGAAAACUUAGGGAGCUGCAGUUGAGGAAUUGUCUGCGUAUCCUUAUGGGGGAGCUCUCUAAUCACCAUGACCAUCAUGAUGAAUUUUGCCUUAUGCCUUGACUCCUGCCAUUUAUCAUGAGAUUAAUACUGUGAUUCCCGCUGUUUUCUUUUUCCUUGCAUUUUCCUAAUAUGCCUUUACUGAUCCGUUUGCUGUGAACCCUGUUAUUUCCAUGUGUCAAGUGGGUCUUGUGUUGCCAGCUUCUAUUUGGAAAUUGCCUUUGCACUCAGUCUAAGUUUCUGUCAGCAGUAGUUUCACCCAUUUGCAUGGAAAAAUUUAAAGCUAAUAAAGCAAUUUAAAAAGCAAUCUA